Molecule: messenger RNA, 1679 nt
Organism: Haplochromis burtoni (Burton's mouthbrooder)
Lineage: Eukaryota; Metazoa; Chordata; Actinopteri; Cichliformes; Cichlidae
Gene: rhcgb
Product: Rh family, C glycoprotein b
Biological process (GO): ammonium transmembrane transport; ammonium homeostasis
Cellular component (GO): plasma membrane
Molecular function (GO): ammonium channel activity
Source: RefSeq, a predicted model, not a curated record
AGAACUCCACACUUGCUGGAGGCGUUGCAGCUGGAACAGCAGCUGAGUUCAUGCUGAUGCCCUAUGGCUGUCUUAUUGUAGGUUUCUGCUGUGGCGUCAUCUCCACACUUGGAUAUAUCUUUCUCACGCCAUUCAUGGAGAAGCACCUGAAGAUCCAGGACACGUGUGGAAUCCACAACCUCCACGCUAUGCCAGGAGUUGUAGGUGGCAUUGUGGGAGCCAUUACAGCUGCAUCUGCAUCUAUUGAAGUUUAUGGCCAUGAAGGGCUGGUUAACACCUUUGACUUUGAGGGUAAAUUCAAAGACAUGGUACCCACAACGCAGGGCGGUCACCAGGCAGCGGGCCUCUGUGUGGCGUUGUGCUUCGGCAUAGGUGGAGGCAUCAUUGUUGGCGCUAUCUUAAGGCUACCUAUCUGGGGAGAUCCUGCAGAUGACAACUGCUUUGAUGAUGAGACCUACUGGGAGGUCCCAGAGGAGGAGGAGAGCAUCCCAACAAUCCUGCAGUACAACAACCACGUGCAAAACAAAGAUAUCGCCGAGUCAAAUUUCACCAUGGAGUCGGAGUCCAGGGCUCGAUCUUAAUGGACAUCUGCCUUGUUUCCUAUCAUUCUCCCACUGGACAAAAAUGUUCAUUUCGUGCAAUUAAUGACCACUUGUCAGCACCAGCUGUUUUUCAUACAGUGAUAUGUUUGUCAGUAUGUUAUGACUGAAUUGUAUUUCAAAAUCUCGUUUUUUGUUUGAGUUAAAAACUACUGGAGGAGUAAUGUAUCUUCUGCUAGCUGAACACAUUAUUCCAUUUAAAUCAGCUGACAGUAGGUCAAACAUUCAGUGGGGGGAAUUACCUUGAUUUGACUCAUUUCAAAGUAAAGAGACCGGUAAAUUGACUUAUGUAAAUUCUCGUGUCGCUUGCAAUAAUACCUCUAAAGCUGACCUAAACUACUCAAGAGAAAAGUUUUGUCUUGUGCUUUGAACCACGUUGCGAUGCAUUUGUAGAAUCUCCUAUUCAACAUUUCUCCUGAUCCAAAUCUAAAUGAUUUUGGUCUGUGUGAUGUAAUGAACUGCAGGUAAAAUCUAAGAGUACACAACUUUUAGACAAACCUUUCUGUCAGCUUCCUUCAUUGUCUCAUUAGUUACAUCUGAAAAUGAUAUUUCCAUUAGAUGCAUUUGAGUAGGGUUUUUUUUUCUUUUGGUGUGUAUCUUCAUGGAGAAUUUUUACAAUGAGACGGGUAUUAAUCUUGAUACUGAUUGAUUUAGACCCAAGUUAUCCUGUGACAUUAAAGUAAAUAAAUGAAUACAUUUGGUAACGUGUUAUCACCACCCUCUUAUCAAGCAUUACAAAGAAUGAUGGAAAUGUAAAUAUGCAAUCACACAUAAGGAAUUUUAUAAAGUUAAUAUGCUGUUCUUUUCCCCUUCGUGCAGCGGCCUCUUCUUAUGAGUACUUUUAGAGUUAGCAACAAAGACAUUAGUCAACACCUUUUUGAUUGUUGGAUGAUUCCAGCUUAUCACAAUUUGCUAAUGGUAAAAUAGGCUAUAGAAGGAAUGUGUUACCAGAUAUGUUUAUUGAUAUUACUGAUCUGAAAAUUGGUUUUGUCAGAAGUUGAUAUUUGUAUUCUUAAACGUUCUACACUGAUUGUAUUGAUCGUAAUGUAAUUUUGGAAAUUAAAAGUUAUUAAGAAAGUG